AUGCUGAAAGUAAAGGGAGAACUCGCAGACAUCAAAAAGGAAAACGCGGAAUUACGUUUGAAAAAUGAGGAUCUCAACGAGUUAGUGGAGGAUCUAAGAGAGAGAAUGAGAAACAUCGAGCAGUAUACCCGGAAAAAUAAUUUGGAGAUAAGUGGUAUUCCGGUGACUCCGCAAGAAGAUGUCCGUCACAUAGUGAAGGAUGUAGGGGCGGCACUGGGAUGUGACAUGCAGGUGUCUCAGAUUGCAGCAGCUCAUAGGGUACCGUCGUACAACAAGGAGCGUCCGCCUGCGAUUAUAGUCAACUUCUAUAAUCGAGACACCAAAGAAGAGAUUCUCAGGAAGUUUAGAGAAGUAAGAGGAAAAAACCAUCUGACCGCCAACACAAUCAACAAGAACUUCAUACCCAGUAGAGUUUAUGUGUCACAGGAAAACAAACAAUUCCUCUCCAAGCUCAAAAAAAGUGUCAGGAGAUCGGAUAUGCUUUUGUAUGGUGCCGAGAUGGAAAGUUUUUUGUUAGAAAAGCUGAGGGGGAAAGAGUGA
Molecule: messenger RNA, 540 nt
Organism: Nilaparvata lugens (brown planthopper)
Lineage: Eukaryota; Metazoa; Arthropoda; Insecta; Hemiptera; Delphacidae
Exons: 1
Coding region: 1-540 (179 amino acids)
Source: RefSeq, a predicted model, not a curated record